Cucumis melo (muskmelon) is the source of this 2324-nucleotide messenger RNA. RefSeq lists its product as uncharacterized. Gene Ontology annotation, molecular function: protein binding; promoter-specific chromatin binding. The coding region runs from base 312 to 1769 and encodes 485 amino acids. Gene Ontology annotation, cellular component: nucleus. The record is from RefSeq and is a predicted model, not a curated record. Lineage: Eukaryota; Viridiplantae; Streptophyta; Magnoliopsida; Cucurbitales; Cucurbitaceae. The transcript has 13 exons.
UUUCUCGUUAUGACAUAGAAUUUAGAAAUUUUGGGUGUUAUUGUCAGGUGCUUGGGAGACAGACAACGCUAUAACAGCAAAUGGCUUGAACAAGUUCUUCGGCUAAGAGGUCCCGAUGGUCUAAUUCGAAUCCUUGAACUGAUUGACAUUUCGGUCCGAAUCUGAGGGGAUUGUGCUUCCAUUUUUGUUCAAAUGGUCUCUGGAGUUACCACCGAGAUUCGUUCUCAAGGUGAUCGUUCUUGGGGGAUAUUAGUUUUUUGCCAUUUCACGUGCCAAUGGGAAUCGACUAAACAAUAGCUGAUUGAUUUUAGAUGAAUUUUGUGACAAUGGCAGAGCAACGGACUGAGGAUGGUAGCUCAAUGAAGGAAGGAGAAGAGGUGGAGAAGGAGAAAUUGAAGAAGAAUGUAGAUCCUGAACUUCUCAGCUGCUUGCUUCAACCUAUGAGUAUUGGUGUUGAUCCGGAUUAUAUUGGGAUUCGUCGUCUCUUGCUUUAUCGGAAGGCUGAAGCCGCGAUUUUCCGUCGUAAAGACUGGAGGUGCAAUGGAAAAGGUUAUGUGGCAUUCCGCAAUUUCAUACGCCGGCCAAGGAAUUGGGAAAGCUCACGUUUACCAAGUCUUCAAAGCACUCCUGGAAACAGUGGAAGAUGGGUUCCUCCUCAAAGUCCACUCUCUCUCUUGCAUGAGGUGGAGAGUUGGAGUUCUAGCAAGGACUUGCAAAGUCACCGAAGAUCAAGUUUUAGCUCAAGUGCAAGUGAUAAUAGUCCGCUGCAGACCCGUAGAGUUGAAUUUGCAUAUUCUUUUGUAGGAAUGCAUUGUAUAUUUGAUCAAUGCAAAGCCGCUGUCACGGUCGUGAAGUUUGGACACAUGAGCUCUGAUCUAUUAGCAUAUGGAGCAUCGGAUGGGACCUUGACUGUAUGCAAUGUCUCUGAACCAUCUUCAUCUGUCAAGCAGUUGCUAGGACAUUCAAAAGACGUCACAGACUUCGAUUUUUCAUCGAAUAAUCAGUACAUUGCAUCAUCAUCCAUGGAUAAAACCGUUAGAGUAUGGGAGAUAUCGAAAGGACUUUGCAUUAGAGUAAUCUAUGGAGUAUCUUCGCAAUUGUGUAUACGUUUUCAUCCGGUAAAUAAUAACUUCCUAUCAGUUGGCAAUGCAAAUAAGGAAAUCACGGUGUAUAAUUUCAGCACGGGGAGGAUUGUGACAAAAUUAGUUCUUGAUAGUGAGGUUACCUCCAUGGAUCAUGAUCACACUGGUCAGCUCCUUUUCUGUGGGGACGCAAAUGGGUAUGUUUACUCUGUGAGCAUGAACUCUCAUACAGGAGCAUUAACCCGUACUCACCGCCAGUGGUGUAGUAGUCGGCGAAAAUCUCCUGUAUCCACCGUGCAAUACCGAAGCUUCUCUCUGCUGGCCAGGAGCCCUGUAUUGCUAACUUGCACUCAAGAUGGGAACUUGUCUUUCUUCAGUAUUGCUUUGGAAGUUCAAGGAUAUUUGACCCUCCGCUGCUCACUCAAAUUAGCUCCAAGGAUACAUAGCAUCCGUGCUUCAUUCUGCCCCCUACUUUCGCUUGAAAAAGGAGAGUACAUUGUUGCAGGAAGUGAGGAUUCAAAUGUCUACUUCUAUGAUUUAACACGACCUAAACAUACUUGUGUCAACAAGCUACAGGGCCACCGGUUUCCAGUUAUCGGGGUUGCCUGGAACCAUGGGGAGAAUCUGUUGGCUUCGUCAGAUUUUUAUGGGACGGUAAUUGUAUGGAAGAGAUCAAAGACGAGUUAGAAUGAUAAAUGCGUGAAUAAUUUUCUAAAUGGCUCUGUUGUACAUCAUUCUUCCCUUUUGUGCUCCAUAAUUUUGCCACUCUUUUAUCAACUACAGAUUAUCGCCAUAUCUCAGCGAAAGUGUUUUAUUCCUUUUUAGCCCAAUUGUUUCUAGAAAAAAGGAGAGUGAUCAUAUUAUGACUAUACCUCUGUAAUUAAAGUGUAACAAAAUGUCAUCUAGUUGAAGUUUUGGAGUGACUGAUGUGUAAACAAAUGUUCAACUCUUGAUGGAAUGUGUAUGAGGUAGAACAGAAAUGAAAAUUAAUUGAAUAAAAAGACCAAGUCUGAAAGAGACUUUCCAAUAUAGUAGUGUAUUUGCUACUAAUAUCAAUUUCAACAAGCAAUUGAUUGAAAUGGAAAGUUUUAGAUGAGUUCAACUAUGAACUGUCACUGCUUCAUGAAACCAACUGGACAAACUCUUGGUAAUUAAGAAAUUAGAGGCAGAGUUUUUAUUCAUAUAUACCAAGCGAUAAAGCUUAUCGCUAGAAAGAGAGAAAAAAAAAAAAAAAAAAGAGAA